GCUGUGAUUUGGAUGGAUCUUGAGUGGUAGAUUUGCUUUUCACUUUUCACUUUCUUCUUUUUAUCAGCUUCUUUUUUUAUUUAUUUAUUUUUACGACAGAUUAAACAUGCCUCCUCGGAAGCGCACCAGAGACGACGGCGAUGCUGCUGAGCCUGUUGCUAAGCGACGCUCGUCACGACAGGCGGCUGCAUCAAUCAAAAAAGCCGAGCAAGAGGAGCAGGUUGAGACAGAAGUGAAGAAAGCCGCGCCAGCAAAGAAGCGUGCCGUCACUGCAAAGGAAUCCAAGAGCAAGAGUGACAAGGUCAACAAGACUGCAGCUACAGCGAAAUCUUCUGACACAACAGAGGAAAAGAAGAAGAAGAAGCCUGCUAAAAAGAGUGCAAAGGAACAAGAUGAUGAUGAAAAGGAAGCGAAACCAUCAGCAGGUGGUGACAAAGCCAAGAGCGACGCCCAAACCUCGCGUGCCGUGUCCGAAGACCCAGACAUUGACUCCAUCCCGGCAGUCAACCCAGAUGCGCCGCGCCAUGACGGCGAGUGGUACUGGCUGAUGAAGGCUGAGCCGGAGACGCGCUAUGAGAACGGCAUUGACGUCAGGUUCUCAAUUGACGAUUUGCGGGCCAAGGAGAAGCCCGAAGGAUGGGAUGGAAUAAGAGCGUAUGCGGCGCGCAAUCACAUGAGGAACAUGAACCAGGGCGAUAAAGCAUUCUUCUACCAUUCCAACUGCAAGGAGCCCGGCAUCGCGGGCAUCAUGGAGAUUGUCAAGGAGUAUUCCGAAGACAAAAACGCUCGUCGCCCAGGAACGCCUUACUACGACCCGCAAUCCUCAAAGGACAAUGUCCGCUGGAGCCUGGUCCACGUCGAGUUCAGAAAGAAGUUCGCCGUGCCGAUUGGUCUCAAGGAGCUGCGCGAGUUGGGCAAGCCGGGUGGCCCGUUGGAGAACAUGCAGAUGCUGAAGCAGAGCCGGUUGAGCGUGAGCAGGGUCAGUGCAGAGGAGUGGAAGGCCCUUUGUGAGAUUGCAGAUAAAAAGGCCGAGGAAGCCGGACUUGAGCAUGAGACAACCAAGUUGGUCAAAUGAGCUUUGGGCUUGGAUUUUGAGUUUUUGAUGGAAUGAUGAUUGUGAAAGGAGUUGAGUUGAGCGUCUAAUAGAGGAUGAACCAUGAGGACAAAAAAGUACGGUGAAGUGAAAACUUUUGACCGUCUUUUCAGGUUGCUCAUGGGCAAUAUCGUGUGUUCUAGCAAGUGGAUUUUGAUAUGCUGAGCGACACGUUGGCAGUUUUUUUUUUUCUUUCUUUCUUUACAGCUGUAACAUUACCUUAAUACGAAGAGAACUUCACG
This is a messenger RNA of Trichoderma virens Gv29-8, 1335 nucleotides long. RefSeq lists its product as uncharacterized. NCBI's taxonomy places the organism in Eukaryota, Fungi, Ascomycota, Sordariomycetes, Hypocreales, Hypocreaceae. The record is from RefSeq and is a predicted model, not a curated record. The transcript has 3 exons. Bases 107 to 1075 code for a protein of 322 amino acids. Gene Ontology annotation, cellular component: nucleus.